GGAGAACUUCCCUGCCAAGGGUGGCCCGCUGGGUCUGGGGCUGCUGCCCAAGUGCCCCACCAUGCCGGCUGAGGCCUUCAUGGCGGCAGUCACCGCGCUGUCACGACCCACCAGUCAGGAACUGCGGGCGCGGAUGGCGAGCAAGGGAACCGUGGCGGCGGGGACAGCUGCGGCAGUGGGAGAGGAAGAGGGUGCAGAGCGAGGCCGGGAAGAAGGAGCGGAGGAGGGGACGAGGAGGAGUCGGGAUGGAAGAGGAGGAUUUGGAGAGGGAGAAGCGGGGCCAGGGGAGGGUCUGCUUGACGGAGUACGUGUGGCGACGCUAGCGGCAGUGUCGGGACUGGACGACGACGACGUGAGGCUGCGGAUCCUCGUUCGCAAAGCCAAGACAUGGACCGGCCGCGUCGCAGAGACCUGGGAGCUGCUGCCUGAAUACCCAGCGCAACUGCUACUGCCGCCACUACAGCCCGAGCCUGCCGUUCUGCUGGACCAGCAGCAGGCGCAGGCCCCAUCGCCCCAACCGGGAGAAAGCUACCUUGCACCUCCCCAGCCGCCGGAGGCGGUACAAGGCGGCGGUACGGCAGCGGUGCCGCUGUUCUCCCGCCUCCUGCCCCGUCGCCGUACGUUAGG
This is a messenger RNA of Astrephomene gubernaculifera, 627 nucleotides long. Lineage: Eukaryota; Viridiplantae; Chlorophyta; Chlorophyceae; Chlamydomonadales; Astrephomenaceae. The record is from the annotation of a GenBank genome assembly.